AUGUGAUGAGGAUGGCGACUCAAAGCUCUCACGGCCCUUUUAUUUAAUUUCCAUUAUUUCGCGCGAUGUCUUCUUCGGAGAGCGGUACAGGCGCCGUCCGAGGAGAGAUAAGAGUUAACGUUACCGCAGUAACGAGAGCUCGGGGACACCAGUCACUGCGGAGAGACAUCUACACGAACAAGUAGUGAGAGUUGUGAACUGAGAAGACCAUGUUGAAAGGGGGCACUGCCAAGGCGGCACUGCCCAGGAUGGGAGCCCCGGAGCGUGCAAAGCUGUCUACCACCAGCUCCCAGAGCACAUACUCCAGCAACAUUGGAAUGAAGACCUCUAGAUCAUCCAGCACCAUUGCCUCUGAUCUGCGACUCAGCAAGAUAAAAAGAGCGAGCAGUGAUGAUACUCUGGCUAAACCUGUUCAGGGUACAGGGGCUUCAGUGUCCCGAAUAAAGAAGACCGUCACCACAGGAGCCAUCUCUGAACUUUCAGACAACAGACCACGCAGCACUUCAAGUGUCCAGUCAACCAAAAAGUCAGGGAUCCCAGCUCCUCGUGAGAUCCCACAAAGCAUCUCCAGAGAGCGUGUCUCAUUGCGUGACCAACAGAAAAGCACUACAGCCAAAAAGAUGGUCACCAGUGCCAGCACCUCCAGUCUGUCCACGCUGACCAAGCAUUCACGUGGCUCUGUCAAGACCAAAGCAGAAACUGUUGCUUUUGACAAAAACCUACUGGAGAGUCAGGUGAGGGAGCUUCUGACUGAGGCCAAAACCAAAGAGUUCGAGAUUAGUAAGUUACGGAUGGAGCUCCAGCGGCAUAAAGGGAAGGAUUCACCAUCAGAGGUUGGGACACCAGAGGGGAAUUCAGAGAUAGAAAAUACACCGGCACAGUCUGGAGACAUCCAGGUGCUUGUAGGGGAACUGAGGGAGAAGAACGGACGUUUCCAGCGUGAGUUGGCCACUUUGCGGGAAGAAAAUCAGGCUUUGAAGCAGAAGCUUAUUACACUGGAGAAUUCCACAACACUGGUUACCAGUUCUAGCAAGCAUUCAGUUAAUGGGGUUGACCCCAAAGGCUCACCUAUACACUCCUCAGAAUCCUCUGAGUUUGAGAAGAUUCCCUCACUCUCCGACUCAGUCAGUAGCAGCAUUAAGAGUGUUGUGCCCAGUGGUACAGUGAAAGAGCUCUCAGUGGCAUCCCUGACAGACCGCAUCCAGAAGAUGGAAGAGAGUCACCACAGUACAGCCGAAGAGCUUCAGGCCACUCUUCAGGAGCUGGCCGACCAGCAACAGGUUGUCCAGGAGCUAACAGCUGAGAAUGAGCGUCUGGUGGAAGAGAAGGGCCUUUUACAAACUUCCUUACAGCAGCAAAGAGAGCGUGUAGAACUUUUGGCGCAACAGAAUGAGUCCCUUCUCCAGAGGGUCAGAGAACAAGCUCAGUGUAAUGAAGCUGAGGCUUCACGUGCCUCUCGGAUUGCAGAGCUUGAACAGCGCUUGGCUGAGCAAGUGGAGAGCUCCCACUUUGAAAGAGAGAAGCUAGUAGACAUCCAGCAGCAGCUGACAGGGAGUCUUAGAGCUUUGGAAAUGGAGAAUCAGGAGGCACAAAUUGCUGUGAAGAGCUUAAAAGAAGAAGUAGAGCUUCUUCAAGGGCAUCUGGAGGAUGAGAAGGUUGCUAAAGAUGAGGCGGAGAGGAAAACUGAGGAACAGCGGCUAGCCACAGAGGCUCUGAGAGCGGAGAGUGCUAGUCUGAAAGCACAAGUGGAGGUGGAGCGGCAGAAGAUAGCUGAACUCAAGGCAGUGCAGAGCGCCAGUGACAACACAGAGUUGCAAAGUCUGCUCAAAGCAGCGCAUGAAGAUAGAGACAGACUGGAGCUGAGCUGCAUGGAGCUACGACAAGAGCUACAGCAGGUGGAGGCAGACAGGCAGCAGCUGCUGGAGAGGGUGGAGAAACAGGAACAGGAUCAUAAAGCCAGCAUGCUCACUUUAGAUGAGAAGAACAGAGAUGCUGAGAACCAGAUCAAGGACCUGAAAGAGACCAUCUUUGAGUUGGAGGACCAGGUGGAGCAGCAACGUGCAGUUAGAUUGCACACCAACCAGACCAUCCUGGACCUGGAGAAUCAAAUCAAAAGGCUGGAAGAAAACAAGGCUGAGCUGGAGAAGCAGAUUAAAGCCAUGAAUAAACAGAUGAAGGAUGAGACGGAGGAGUGGCGCCGUUUCCAGGCUGACCUCCAGACAGCAGUAGUGGUGGCCAAUGACAUAAAGGUGGAAGCUCAGCAGGAGCUGCGCACGCUGCACAGACGUCUGCAGGAGGAGCAGGAGCACAGCGCAAGACUGGCUUCAGAGUUGGAGCAGAUCCAGGGCGCCAGGUCAUGGACCGAAGACGUUAGUCUCUCUGACACAGAUGGCAGUCCUCACUGGAGCCGAAUGACCGUUUCCCAGAAUGCAACUGGUGGUUACCUAACCAAUGGCAAUGGGAGCGGAAGCAGCAUGUCCUCAGAACCAGGAGCCAUGGUCAAAUCUCUCAUCAAAUCUUUUGACACAGCUGUGCCGAAUGGACCCAGCAGUUCAGUACAGAUGCAUACAUCUCCCAGAAGCCCCCUGAGUGGCAUACCAGUCCGUACAGCCCCUGCUGCUGCUGUCUCACCCAUUCAGAGACACUCUGGAAUCAAGCCACUGUCAAAGACCCUUGUGAAAAAAAUCGCCUUUGGAGAUUUCCCCCACAAUGGGUCAUGUGACCAACUGAAGCCCUCGUCUCUUAUGAGGAAGAGUCCAUCCCUCGAGUCUGUGAUUAAAACUCCAGCUCACUUCAAUGGCCAUCAAUCCUCUUUUACUCACAACAGAGCCAACAGCAAACUCAAUGUGGAAAGAACAGACCCUCUGUCUGCCCUGGCGCGGGAGUAUGGUGGAUCUAAGAGGAACGCUUUACUGAAGUGGUGCCAGAAGAAAACAGAGGGCUAUCCGAAUAUAGAUGUGACAAACUUCAGCAGCAGUUGGAGUGAUGGCUUGGCAUUCUGUGCUCUGUUACACACCUAUCUGCCUGCACACAUCCCUUACCAAGAGCUCAUCAGCCAAGACAAGGGGCGUAAUCUCACCCUGGCUUUCCAAGCAGCUGAAAGCAUUGGUAUCAAACCCUCUCUGGACAUUGAUGAAUUGAUGCACACAGACCGACCGGACUGGCAAAGUGUCAUGCAAUAUGUAUCUCAGAUAUAUAAGUACUUUGAGACUUAAUUUUUCACUGGAAGAAAGGAAGAGGAAGGGGAAGAUGAGGGCACAGAUGCACUUUUAUUUUCCUGGUCCAGUUCUCACUUCACAGUGUCUCUAAAUAUACAAACACACACAGUUCUGUAAGUGUUCACACAGUCAGGUUCUCUGUCUAAAUACAUAUCAUAAUCAGUUUAAUAGUCACACAUACACAUACACACAAUCCUUCAAGUCUCAAACAACAUCUCUUUUCCUUACAAUUCGUGUCAUAUAGACCUAACUCAGUUUUUUAAGUUUCUUACAGAGUGCAGGUUUGCAAUCUUGCACUGAAACUGAUAGUUUUUUAGUAUGCUAAAAAUUUUCUAAGAGUACAAGUGUAGCUACUAAUCCUUAUAGAGAGUAUUAUUACCCAAAUCUAUAUAUUGACAUACUUAUAUAUUGAUAUACUUACAAAGUAUUUUUUUAAAUGUUUGGUUUUCCCACAAAUAAUUUUAAAGAUGUAAUCAUUUCUAAUUUGUAAUACAUGUUGGUAAAAUGUCAAACCUGAAGUAUGAAAAUAAAUUGAAUCUGUUUUGUUGAAAAGUUGUAGUUUGUCACUCAGAGAGACAACCAACGAACCUUAAAAAUGUCCCAAUUAUUUAACACUCUUGUGCAUUUACGUAUUCCGUAUCACAUACAAACACUAAGAUUAUUUCUAUAUUACUCGAGUUAUUUAUUUCCUGAAAAAUGCCAGAAAGUCAUUGUCUGAUUGAAUAUUAUGAGACCAUUUCAAACAACCAUUAUUGAUUCUUUAACACUUUUUGUGCCUGCUUAAAUUAGAUGGAAUGUGUUUAAAUAAAAGGUAUUAAGCAAUGUUUAAAAAAGUAUCAAUAUUGGAAAAAUACUCUCACAAGAAUGUGUUUAGGCUGGUCAGCAGUGUAAAUUGUGCCAAAUUUGAACCAAAACUGUUAAUUCAAACUCAACAGAAGGAAAAACAGUACUUAUAAAAGCAGACAGCAUCUGUGUUUUCAAAUGUUUUCUUACUGGAAAUGCUAUUUAUUGAUUCUUUUCUCUUAAAUAUUUAGAUCACAAAGGACUCUGUGUGUUUUUUUCUAUUUGAAACUUCAGUUUUGCUUCAUGCUUGAUGAUAAUGGUAAUAAAGGUUUUUGCCAUCAUA
Molecule: messenger RNA, 4344 nt
Organism: Carassius auratus (goldfish)
Lineage: Eukaryota; Metazoa; Chordata; Actinopteri; Cypriniformes; Cyprinidae
Product: cytospin-B-like
Exons: 15
Coding region: 210-3215 (1001 amino acids)
Molecular function (GO): protein binding
Source: RefSeq, a predicted model, not a curated record